Chrysemys picta bellii (western painted turtle) is the source of this 1256-nucleotide messenger RNA. Lineage: Eukaryota; Metazoa; Chordata; Testudines; Emydidae. The record is from RefSeq and is a predicted model, not a curated record.
UCCUUUUGUAUUCAAAGUGUGUGAUCCAUUCCCCACAGGCACACACUCAAAUCCCAUUUUAAUCCCUUGGUUUUAUUAACACUGGAGCCCCGCAUCUGGCACUGAGGGAUGGAGAACCUUACGGAUUGGGGUCCAGUUUAAUUCUCUGAAAAAGAUCCGCCCCUGUGACGCUUCCCACCUCAGCUACCAGAGGCAUGGAGCUACGGGAACAGCUCUCCAGCUGCUUGUUCUGUGCCAUACUCCUAGCAACAAUUCCCUUUUCAGAAACCUCUGAGGAGAAAACUGAAAGCCUUGAGAAGAGCACUGAAAAAAUGGUUGAGGCUCACUUAGUCCUACAAAACAAGAUUCUCAUAGGCACGGUUGUUGUCCUCAUUGUUGUCAUCGUUAUCAUCGUUAUCAUCUUAAGUUGUCGUUGUUCAAGAAAAAGAAGGCGAGAUCCUGAAGAAGGGCGACUCAUCAGUCCAGAAGAAGACAGACUCCAGAGAGAAAACGGGGAACUCCAAGGAGAACUGAGAAGACUCCAGAGAGAAAACGGGGAACUCCAAGGAGAACUGAAAUGGAGAAGGACUCACAAGUACUCAGAUGACAUCACUCUUAAUCCAGACACAACUCACCCCAACCUCUCCAUUUCUGAGGAUAGGAAGAAAUUUACUCAUGAACCCCAACCUCAGAAAGUUCCACCAACUCCAGAGAGGUUCGAUUCGACUGUCUGUGUGUUGAGCUCUGAAGGAUUCUCCUCUGGAGAGCACUACUGGGCAGUGGAUGUUGGAAGCAGCACUGACUGGGACCUGGGAGUGGCCAGAAAAUCCAUAAAGAGAAAAGGAAAACUUUCCCUGUCCCCUAAAGAGGGAUUCUGGGCUCUGGGUCAGAGUGGGAGAGAUUAUUGGGCAAAAACAGAUCCAUGGACCCUGGUCAUGGUACAGAAAAAGCCCCAGAAAAUUGGAGUUUACCUUAGUUACCAAGAGGGGCAGGUGACCUUUUUCAAUGUAAAUGACAUGUCUGUGUUGUUCACAUUUAAUAAUUGUUCAUUCUCAGAAGUGGUUUAUCCAUUCUUUAAAAAUUCCCACAAAGAAACAUUAAUGAGAAUUUGUUCUAUAAGAGAAGAUGAAUGAGCUUAAAGUGGCACUGCCACUCAUUUUUCCCAAUAAAAACAGGAGUACUGGUUUUUGAAUGUCAAGAAUUAUAACAUUCAAAAACCAGUUGGAGAACACAUCAAUCUCCCUGGUCACUCGAUUACAGACCUAAAAGUCACAAUA